Trypanosoma cruzi is the source of this 2187-nucleotide messenger RNA. Its product is annotated as ubiquitin hydrolase, putative. The transcript has a single exon. The record is from RefSeq and is a predicted model, not a curated record. Gene Ontology annotation, molecular function: cysteine-type deubiquitinase activity; zinc ion binding. Lineage: Eukaryota; Euglenozoa; Kinetoplastea; Trypanosomatida; Trypanosomatidae. Bases 1 to 2187 code for a protein of 728 amino acids. Gene Ontology annotation, biological process: protein deubiquitination.
AUGAAACCACCUUUUAAUAUUACCGACGAGGCAUGUGCGCAUUGCUGGGAUGAGUCAGUAAUGUUGGUUCCAAACCAUCGGUCGGCAGUGCACAAAGAGGAGUGCGCGUACUGCUGUCGAACAUGUCGACAUGAAAUGGGCACGCUAGUUUGUAUGUGUUGCCACAUGGGACUUUGUGUGGAACACGUGCAGAAGCACACCUUGAAUUGCCCCACACACGUCAUGUAUGUUUGGAUUAAAGAACUCCCCGCUAAGGAUGAGGAUGCAGGAGGGUCGAAGGAUGUAAAUAAACUUGGGGUCCUAGCACCAAAAGAGUACGAGAACGCCCUAUGUUGUGCUGCUUGUGCCAAGUCAUUUGUUUCCCCACCAGAGCUAACGAUAGAUUGUUACCAGUGGAUAAUCAAUGCGACGUCAACAGGAGCACAGGCAGCGAUCGAGCCGGAAGGUGUUGCUUCUAUGCGUCUGCAGUGUCCUCAUCUUGUAUGCCUGGAGCAGCUACCAAGUCCUUUUCAAACUGCGCCAACCUCCUCGGAUAAAUGUGCUCUUGACGGGUGUGAAUGCCGGCUUAAUAACUGGAUGUGCAUGACAUGUGGGACGAUUGGAUGUCCGCGUGAGGAGGCGGGGGGUAACGGUCAUGCACUGCAACACUACAUGCACACAAUGCAUCCUGUUGUCGUUAAACUUGGCACGGUGACACCUUCAGGUGCCGAUUUUUAUUGUUAUUUGUGUGAUGACGAGGUUUCCGAUGUGCAUUUUGCAAAUCAUAUGCAACAUUUUGGUAUUGACAUUCAAACUGCAAAGAAAACGGCCAAGACACUUGGAGAGAUGCAAUACGACUACUCCUGUCAAUUUGAUUUUAAACGUAUCACAGAGAAUGGGGAUUCCCUCGUCCCCGCCUUUGGUCCUGGGAGGACCGGGAUGCAUAACUUUGGCAAUAGCUGUUACAUGGCUUCGGUGUUACAGUGUCUCUUUUCCCUGGAACCAUUUAAGGAAGCGUUCUACUACAAUUGUGAGACCCGACACCAGAACGCGUGCCAAGAGAAUCCCUACAAGUGCCACUGCUGCCAGACCGAGCGAGUUGCUAGUGGCCUUCUCUCAGGUGAAUUCUCUGUCGAGGGUCAAGAACUAACCAACGGCAUUACAGCGAGGGAGUUUAAACGCGUGUUUGCGCAAAAACAUCCUGACUUCUCUACCGCAGAGCAGCAGGACGCACAGGAGUACUUUUUGUAUUUGGUAGAACAAAUGCGGCGCUACGUUAAGCCAUCAAAUAUUGUGGGUGCGAAUAUUUCACAUCCAGUUGACAUAUUUAAGAUGACCGUUGAGCACCGCGUGCAGUGUGGUUCGUGUCACAAGGUGCGCUACACACGUGAGACCGAUUGUUGCCUUUCAUUGCCAAUUCCGUUGGAUCCUAAUCUAAAGAAUUCUGAUGGAAAUCCAAAACAAACCGAGGAGGAAAUUUUUGCCAGCCGUCCUCAUAUCUCUUUAGACGCGUGCCUCGGGUCACUAAUGCAGGCAACGGAUAUUGACUGCCGUUGCAGCGCCUGCGGGAUUCCGGUCACGUACUGCAAAACCACACGACUGAGGACUUUUCCGGAUGUUCUCCCCAUUUUCCUCCGUCGGGCGCAGUUCGACAUGGGAACCAUGAGUGUCAAGAAGCUUGAUGUGUUUGUGGAUGUCCCUUUAGAGCUGGACUUGGAGUUCCUCCGCGGUAAGGGCCUGCAGUCAGACGAAGUUUCGAUGCCUGAGGCGCAAGAGGAUCUCCCACACAAGCCGACAUCCUCUUCAAUGAAAACGGUGGAUGAAGAGGCCCUUGCCAUGUUGUUGAGUAUGGGUAUUGAAGAGACCGUGGCCAGAUACGCGCUAUUACAGACGGGCAUGAAUGCGGAAAGAGCGGUUGACUACGUAUUCAGUCACGAGAAUAUCGCGGAAGAGGCCGGACUCGCUGAAAUCUCUGCCACUGCAUCCGAGAGCCAGCCGGCGCAUGUUUUAGAUGGGCCGGCAAAGUAUCGACUGCAUGCCAUGAUAAGCCACGUGGGGGCAAGCGCAAAAACGGGGCAUUACGUCUGUCAUAUUUGUGACGCACAGACCGGAAAGUGGUUGUUGUUCAAUGAUGAAAAGGUCGCCGAAUCUCUCAACCCGCCAUUCUCUAUGGCUUUUCUUUACUUUUAUAAGAGAGUGGGAAAGUGA